CCAGGUCCUGAUGAGAGGAAGUCGGAGCUGCUGCCCGCUGGCUGGGGGGCCAACAAGGAGGUGUAUACGCUGCGCUACAAGUCCACGGACGAUGCCCGUGAGCUGCUGCUGAAGGCCAUCAUGGUGGAAGACAGUAUGAUCCUCAACGUCAUGGAUCGCAGUUCUCAGAAGGUGGCAGAUGUGACCUUGGCAGUGGCCGACUACAUCGACCCAGAGCACCUGGAUGAUUUCCACAAGGUGUACAAGAACACGGAGGAGCUGAGGACAAGGAUUGCUUCAGGCAUCAUUGCUCCACUCGGGGCCCCCACAGAAAAGGCCAAAAAGGAGCCUGAGAAGAAGGAUCCUGACUCACGCCGGGAUUACGACCCCCUCAGGGUCCCUCCCCACCACCCAGCAGGAAGGAGAGCACGGACCCGGCCUUCCCCCUUGAGCCCUUUUGCUGUUGGUGGGGAAGAUCUGGACCCUUUAGGACGUCAGAGUGGGGGAAUGAUCAUGGAUCCUCUCCGGUCUGGCUUCCCACAGCCCGGCAUUGACCCAUCGUCGGGCAUCCCAGGCCGGCUCCCCCCGGGAGCAGUUCCACCCGGAGCCAGAUUCGAUCCCUUCGGCCCAUUAGGGGCCGGCAGAUCCGGGCCGGAUCCCGACCACCUUCCCCCUCCAGGCUAUGACGACAUGUUCAUGUGA
Molecule: messenger RNA, 681 nt
Organism: Nestor notabilis (Kea)
Lineage: Eukaryota; Metazoa; Chordata; Aves; Psittaciformes; Psittacidae
Gene: PSMF1
Product: proteasome (prosome, macropain) inhibitor subunit 1 (PI31)
Exons: 6
Biological process (GO): proteasome-mediated ubiquitin-dependent protein catabolic process
Molecular function (GO): proteasome binding; endopeptidase inhibitor activity
Source: RefSeq, a predicted model, not a curated record